Molecule: messenger RNA, 1349 nt
Organism: Spodoptera exigua (beet armyworm)
Lineage: Eukaryota; Metazoa; Arthropoda; Insecta; Lepidoptera; Noctuidae
Source: the annotation of a GenBank genome assembly
CUAAUAUUAUUAAGAAAAAAAAAUGACAGAAGUCAGGAAGACAUUUUGAAAAUAAAAUGUUUUUGGGCUGCUGACGGUACAAUAAAUAAAAAAGAUAUUCCUUGAUGCAGAAGUUGAAGAACUUUAAUAAAACAAUAAGAAUUAGUGACAUUCACGGAAAGCUGCGAAGAUGUUAGUACGGAGGCUGACAAGGUCCUUGUGGAACACAACAUUGAGAUUUGAAAAGCGGCUGCUUGCUUCAGAGCCUCUGAAGCCUCAGCCAGAAGAGAAGGAUGGAGUUGAUCCAGUCCAGUUGGAAGCUCUGGAUAAAGACAUUUGCUUGUUAGUAGAUGAGAAAGACAACUUCCUUGGGACAGCUACUAAGAGAGAAUGCCACAAAGUAGGAGAAGAUGGCAAGAUAUUACUCCACCGGGCAUUCAGUGUGUUUUUGUUUAACAAGAGAGGAGACAUGCUUCUGCAAAGGAGGGCUAGUCAAAAAGUUACAUACCCAGAUUAUUACACAAAUGCAUGUUGCAGCCACCCAUUGUACAUAGAUGAUAAGGCUGAAGAUGUAAUCACAGCUGCUAGACGAAGGCUUAACUAUGAACUGGGCAUUCCUUUAGACCAGAUGGACCCGGAGUUGUUCACGUACAUGACGCGCGUGCACUACCACGACCCCGGCGACGGCGUGUGGGGAGAGCACGAGAUCGACCACAUACUCUUCUUCCAAAGCGAUGUCAAGGUCAAACCAAACUCUAACGAGAUCUCGGAAUAUUGCUUCGUACCCAAAGCUGAGUUUAACGCGUUCUUACCAACCCUAGAAGGUCCAAUUACGCCAUGGUUCAACAUGAUUCGUCGUCACCGGCUGAAGCUCUGGUGGGACAACCUGCACCGUCUCAAGGAACUUGCCGAGCCCGACAAGAUACAGAAGUUCAUGAACGAAACUAAAUAACUUACACAUCGCCUUUCAAACACUAGUAGCAUAGGCAAUCAAUUUUAUAUUUAUUAUUGGUUAUAUUAAUAUCAGGACAAUGGUAAAUGUGUUUUUUUUUUCUAUUUAAUAAAAGUUUUUAUUUAAUUGCAUAGGUUUCUAUUGUUUGUAGUUUAGUUAGUAUCAUAACUACCUCCAGUAAUAAUGGAAUGCUUUUAUUUUAUAUAGAAACCAGUUAUCAAAUGGUUCUAUUAAUUUUGUUUCUUCAUUUAUCUCCACAUAAUAAUUUUGUAAUGUUGUACAUAGUCGAUACAUAAUAACGACGGGUGCUUUGUAAAAUUUAGGCAAAGAGAAGAUAUAAGAGAAUUGUCUGCAAAGGUGAACACAUGCCCUGUAUAAUUUCUAUAAAUGCAUCAAUAAAUAUAUUUAUUAUUGAUUA